This is a messenger RNA of Cucurbitaria berberidis CBS 394.84, 855 nucleotides long. RefSeq names its product dihydrofolate reductase. The transcript has a single exon. Bases 1 to 855 code for a protein of 284 amino acids. Gene Ontology annotation, cellular component: nucleus; cytoplasm. The record is from RefSeq and is a predicted model, not a curated record. Lineage: Eukaryota; Fungi; Ascomycota; Dothideomycetes; Pleosporales; Cucurbitariaceae.
AUGGCCGCCGCCCCUCCACCAAACCGGCCCAUAAAGGUUCUGAUGCUACACGGGUACACGCAGUCCGGCCCAUCCUUUCAAGCCAAAACGGGCGCCCUCCGUAAAUCGCUACAUAAGGCUUUCCCCAAAGGCAUCGAAUUCGUCUACCCAACCGCGCCAAUUCGGCUCACACCCGCCGAUGAGUCGUGGUUAGCAGGCACCAGCGCUGACACCAAUGGGACCGAAGGUGGAAAUGAACAACCGCAGCUCGACGCUUGGGCAUGGUGGCGGAUGAAAAACCAGGGGAAUUCUUAUGUCUAUGAGGGACUUGAGCUGGGUUUGGGACUCAUCGCGUCCAUCCUGAAAGAACAAGGGCCGUUCGAUGGCGUAGUGGGUUUCUCGCAGGGCGGCGCAUGUACAGCCAUGGUAGCCAGUCUACUCGAACCGGGGCGACGCGAGGCGUUCGAAGCCCGCGUUGCGUCUGGCGGCGUGCCAUACCCGGAGAGUUUUGAAGACGGAAAGAUUCAUCCUCCGCUCAAGUUCGCCGUCUCGUAUAGCGGUUUCCUCGCGGGCAAGAUGGCGCCGGGCCCGCAACCUUAUCAAGCGUUUUACGAGCCCAAGAUACAGACGCCCAUGUUACAUUUUAUAGGCACGCAAGACGUUGUUGUGGAGGAAGCGCAGACUUUGGCACUUGCCAAGGCGUGUGCGAGUACCGAGGACAAGUAUAUCGUGUAUCAUCCUGGUGGGCACUUUUUACCCAGUACGCAGAAGGCGAGUGUGAAUGCAUUGAUUGGGUAUAUCAAGGAGGUGUUACAUAAUGAGGAGGCGGGGAAGAAGGAAGAGGAGAGUGUGGAGGAUAUGGACGUUCCGUUCUGA